CUUCUCUUCCACAUCUCCUAUCAAAAAGUUCUCAUCCUGGGCCAUCCCUUCCAAAGUGAACAUGACUCUAAUGGACACCGGAGAGUCGCUGCCUUGGUAGAGGCUAUGGAGUCUAUUGCUGCAGCAUUUCCGAUGCCAAAACUUGAUCAACUCGCUCUUCCUCAACUCAACCCAGUGGCAAUGGAGAACUGGGGACUGAAUACUUACAGGGAGGUGAAUAUGCUUUAUGAGGAAGGACGUUCUGCACCAAAAGCGAGACAGGACAUUCCACGCUUUACUGCUCAUGAGGUGUGCCAUCACUGGGUGGGAAAUCUCGUCAGGCUGCAGUGGUGGGACUGGCUCUGGAUAUCGGAGAUGUACGCCAUGUAUUACGAAUACUACCUUCCUUCUAAGAUAGAGCCUUCCUGGAGAAUGCUGGAUCAAAUGAUUGUUGAGCUGUAUAUCCCUGGACUCCUGGAAGAUUCAUUCAACAGCUCGAGGCCACUAACUACCAGGGUGUCCUCCAACCAAGAGAUCUUGGCCAAGUUCUCAGGGGUCAUUUACACCAAAGGUCCAGCUCUAAUUCAUAUGAUCAACAAUUUCAUGACACCCUCGCGAGCUGAGAAAGCCUUGAGGUUACUUCUACAGGAGAAGAAGUAUGAGACCAUUGAUCCUUCAGACCUGUGGCGGAUUUAUGAUCGGAAAGCUGAAGAUUUACCGGCAGACAUGGCAACUAUCAUGGGAACGUGGACAGACCAACCAGGGUACCCCUUGUUCACUGCUGUGGCGAACGAAAGGUUCCUCACAGAAGGAGUAUCCAGCGACUCACAUCUGUGGUGGAUUCCGAUCACGUAUACGACUGGACUGAGACCAAACUUCACAAAUGCUCCCACACGGUUGUGGCUCUCUCCUUGGAAACCAAUUACCACGGUAAAAUUGGGCCCUCGGAUCGAUUCUUGGCUGAUCUUCAACGUCCGACACAUAGGUUUUUACCGAGUAAACUACGACCACGAAAACUGGCAGAAACUGAUUGACGCACUCCACUCUGACCCUGCUGGUAUUCACGAGCUGAACCGAGUGCAGUUGUUGGAUGACAGUCUGUCUCUAGCGCGCGCUGGACGGUUGUCCUACACAGUGCCUCUUAGACUAAUGGAGUACAUGGCACGUGAAGGCUGCUACUUACCUUGGGCCGCCGUUUUACCUUCCGUCAAUUUUCUGCUGAGUAGACUCAACGGACUUCCCACCUACAAUGAUUUUAGGGAGUACCUCAGAGAACUGAUUGCUCCAACGUACGAUUCUGUGGGUUUCUAUCUGAGACCGUCAGAUCCUCACCUUCUCCAGAUGCACAGGGUACAAGUGGUCACCCUAGCUUGUUCUGUAGGUCUUCCGUCUUGCAUCACUGAGGCACGACGGCAAGAACAAUUCAUCAGUCAAAACAAAACACCUGAGAUAGCUGCAGGGCUGGAAUUUGUCCAACUGUGCUCAGUGCUGGAGACUGGAGUGUCCCCAGACGACUUGUUCCAUCAGCUGACGGUCUGGGGGCCAAACGACCAGCUCAGAGCCAUGCCCUGUACUUCAAAUAAGACUUUACUGAUCAGGUAUCUGACUACAAGCCUGAUGGGGGACUCGGCUGCCGAUUGGGAAGCCAAGCUGAUGGCAGCUGUGAGCCGGCUGCCCAACGUCGAUACCGUCUUCACCCUCCUGGUAGACCGAUACUCAACUCUACUUGAACGAUUUGGUACAAAAAAUACGUCUACAUACUUUACACGAGUGGGAAGUUUGCUAACAACUAAUGCUCAACUAGCAAAGGUGGAAGCUCUGAGGGCUAAAGUGGUGAAUGAAGAAGUGACUGCGGCUUUAAGAACUGUAUCUUCGGGUCUGCUUGACCGUCUUAGGUGGAGUGAAACCCACUCCCCUACCAUCCAGUCUUGGUUGAACCAUCACAAAACAAACAAAAUAAAGAAAGUUCAAGGUUCGUUGAUAGAAUGUUUUUGAUAUUUUUGUAAAAUUUGUUUGACUGAAUAAUGAGUAAAAUUCGUUUACCCUGUUUUUGA
Homalodisca vitripennis (glassy-winged sharpshooter) is the source of this 2033-nucleotide messenger RNA. RefSeq names its product aminopeptidase N-like. Gene Ontology annotation, molecular function: metalloaminopeptidase activity; zinc ion binding; peptide binding. Gene Ontology annotation, biological process: proteolysis; peptide catabolic process. Gene Ontology annotation, cellular component: cytoplasm. The record is from RefSeq and is a predicted model, not a curated record. NCBI's taxonomy places the organism in Eukaryota, Metazoa, Arthropoda, Insecta, Hemiptera, Cicadellidae.